AUGGCAUCUUUAACAGGUGGCAGCGAUAAUGAACAUUUAGGUAUUCCCAAGGCUGUUUUUGUUGACGAUGUUGAUAGUUUUAUGCAACAACCUGAAAAUGAUUCAACGGAUACAGUUAUUAAAAGACUUGAUGAUUUAAAUAGUAAAUAUCGCUUUAUGGAAAUGAAUUUAUUACAAAAAAAAAAACGUUUACGAGGAAAAUUACCCGAUAUUCAAAUUUGCUUAGAUAUGGUUGAACAACUUCGCAAAUAUCGUGAAAACGGUACUGACAUGGACACGAACUUUCUUCUAGCUCAUAAUCUUUAUGGAAAAGCAAUAAUACCGCCAACAGAUAAAGUUUGCCUAUGGUUAGGUGCUAAUGUUAUGCUGGAAUAUACAUUGGAUGAAGCCGACGAACUAUUACGUGGCAAUCAAAAAUCGGCACAGAGUGCACUGGAAAAAGUUGAUGAGGAUAUUGAUUUUUUGCGGGAUCAAAUAACAACAACUGAAGUUAAUAUGGCUCGUUUGCAUAAUUGGGCUGUUAAACAGAAGCAACAAAAUAAGAAAUAA
Messenger RNA from Rotaria socialis, 549 nucleotides. Lineage: Eukaryota; Metazoa; Rotifera; Eurotatoria; Philodinida; Philodinidae. The record is from the annotation of a GenBank genome assembly.